This is a messenger RNA of Coffea eugenioides, 923 nucleotides long. Its product is annotated as HMG-Y-related protein A-like. Gene Ontology annotation, biological process: negative regulation of DNA recombination; nucleosome assembly; chromosome condensation. The record is from RefSeq and is a predicted model, not a curated record. Lineage: Eukaryota; Viridiplantae; Streptophyta; Magnoliopsida; Gentianales; Rubiaceae. Gene Ontology annotation, cellular component: nucleus; nucleosome; nucleolus. Gene Ontology annotation, molecular function: nucleosomal DNA binding; double-stranded DNA binding. The transcript is spliced from 2 exons. Bases 145 to 600 code for a protein of 151 amino acids.
UGUGUCGAUAAGCUCUGUUCCCCUCACCAAGGACUCAAGUUUUACUGUUCUUUUCUCUUCGCUUCUGAAGCUGACACUCUCUUAACAAAAUUACACACACUCACACACUGCUCAGUGCUCACUCACAGGGCGAAUCAAGUUUCAAUGGCGACUGAAGAAGUUGGUAAACCUGCUUCCCUCCCUCCAUAUCCGCAGAUGAUUGUCGAAGCCAUUGAUGCAUUGAAGCAGAAAGAGGGCGCAAACAAGUCAGCAAUAUCCAAAUACAUAGAAUCAAAGUAUGGAGAUUUGCCAGCCGGACACUCCACCUUACUCGCCGUUCAUUUAACCAGGAUGAAAGAAAGUGGUGAACUCGUUUUCUUCAAGAACAAUUACCAGAUGCCUGAUCCAACUGCCCCGCCCCGGAGAGGCCGUGGCCGUCCCCCGAAGCCGAAGGACCCUGCUGCUCAAGAGGCAGUGGCUUCACCACCGAGGCCUCGAGGCCGCCCAAAAAAGGACCCCAAUGCUGAGCCUGCACCUAAGAAGCCCAAGCCAGCAACUGCCCCGCCUGCUGUUUCGAAAACUGGAAGGCCUAGAGGUAGGCCUAGGAAGGUGCAGCCAUAGUCUGGUGCUCAAAAUGGGGGUGGCAUGGAAGAGAGCUGAAUUUGAAUAGGAAAAAUGGAAAGUAGAGUGGGGGAAGUGCUGGUUUUGUUGAUGAUGUUAACGUAAUUUUUUAGUUGAGUGGUCUUUUGAUUUGGAAGGAUGUUGUCUUUAGCGUUUAUGCGAUUGGUGACUUUGUAGUUUGGGUUUAGAAUGUUAGGUGGAUGUAAAUUAGUAUCAUUAUUGUUACUUGGGUUAAUUGAUGUUUGCUGUCUUUAGGAGUUAACUUAAAUGGUACGGUACGAAAAUCUGGUUGCUGCUAAUAUGCUUUGGAUGAUUAUGGUUUC